AUGGUGUACACCCCUCCAGGCGAUGCUGCAGCGCUGUGGCCUCACAGCUGCAGACAUCGCAACCCCAGGCCCUCCACCUCAUCUCUGGAGAUUUCAACCACGCCUCUCUGUCUUCAACUCUCCCCACCUUCACCCAUGCCAAAGACUGUACAUCCCAGGGAGAUCAACCACUUCAGGCCGGUAGGCAUAGCUUCCCACCUGUUGAAGACCCUGGAGAGGAUUGUACUCAACUACUUCCGUCACCUGUAUCUGUACUUCCUGCACGGAGCAUUGAGCGAGCAAGUUUCUGGAGGCGUGGCUUUGGAUGGAGCACUGACGGGAGGAGGGGGUGGAGCUCAGCGGAGGCGCCGCUUUCCCUUUGACUUCCGAGCUGAAUGGAGGAGAAAAAACACGACGCGAGCUGGUGCUACAGGCUGCUACUGGGACGGCGCCAAAAGCGGGGAUAUUGUUGGAGACGGAUGUCACUCUCUUCUGCAACAAGUAAAAACAAGAGUGGAGUACAAAAAUAGGAAUAAUACUCUUGCUCGAUGCCGCAGAGAAGGAAGACCGCGCAGGGAAAUGGCAGGAGAGGCCAGACUGGCAAGAGGUCCUGUUGACCAAUACGGGUGUGUGAGGUGGGGCCCAGCAGAUUUGCCAGUGGGGGAGACCGAGGCAACGUUGGAGAAUAUGAAGAGGGAUCUGCUCAACAUCUACUCAGAGGAAGGAAUGAGUGGGGCAGAGAGAGCAGAACCAAUAAUGAGGAAGACAUACGUCAUCCUGCGGAAAUACCUUAACAAAGUGCCUGCCCCAGCAAUGUCCGAGAUCAAACUGGAGUGGCCCUUUCUCUUCUCUCAGAAAUGCCUAUUCUCACACUUUAGCCUCCUGACAGACAUCGACAUCCUUCCAAAACUGCAGGAGGCAAUCAGUCGACGAGGACAGACCAUCCUGGAUUACUGUGCAACGCUGGACAACCCCAGAAUCUGUGAUGUUCUGGCCUGCUAUGAGCCAGACUCUGACAAGGCCGCCUGCAUCCUGCUGCUCCUAAUGUCAUACUUCAGAGAGCCGAAGGAGAGUUUGAUGCUUGAAGUUGAUCCAUGUGCCACUGCUGUGGACGUUAAUACUGCAGAACUCCCCAGCACCCCCUGCUUGAUCGUUCAAGGUGACAUGAUGAAGCCCUCUGGGUGGCUUAUAUCCAUUGAGGGACAUGUUGUGAUGGGCCCACACCCUGUGUUUGUACAUGGAGUAGCAGCUUUCUUCAGCAGCUAUUACGUCUUCAACCUUGAGUAUCCUGCCGCUGGAUCGUCAACGCUGGAGUUCAUUCAAAGGUGCUUCUUGGGCAUCAAUCCCGAAAGAGGCUCAAAGACCAAGAAGCGCACAACAAUGAACCCUCAUGUGAGCACCCUUUUGAGGAAGCUCAUUGACUUUGAGUGGGCAUCAUAG
Chelmon rostratus (copperband butterflyfish) is the source of this 1419-nucleotide messenger RNA. RefSeq lists its product as uncharacterized. The record is from RefSeq and is a predicted model, not a curated record. The coding region runs from base 1 to 1419 and encodes 472 amino acids. Lineage: Eukaryota; Metazoa; Chordata; Actinopteri; Chaetodontiformes; Chaetodontidae. The transcript has 10 exons.